UUCUCCUUUCAUUGUCACGGAUGAUAUGAAAAAUGCUUUUAACCACGACGGCUACAUUAUCAUAAGAAAUUUGCUUUCUAAAAGUGAAGUGGAAAAUGCAGCAAAUGUAGUGGAGUGCAAUGAAACAAUGCAAAGGUUCAAGUUCGGCGUCAAAGAUACCCAUGGAAAUGAGAGUGCCCAGAUUACUUGGAAUCAACCCGGAAAUGAUAUCACGGGUCUUAUUGCAAGAUGUGACAAAGUUGCAGGAACGGCAGAAAAGCUUUUAGGAGGAGAAUGUUACCAUUACCAUAGCAAGGUUGUCUUAAAAGAUCCUUUAGCAGGUGGCGAAAGGGCCUGGCAUCAGGAUUAUGGGUACUGGUACCAAAAUGGUUGCCUUUUUCCAGACAUGCUAACUGUUUUCAUCACUCUCGACAAGACCGACCAAUCCAACGGGUGUUUGCAACUCCUAAGGGGAUCUCACAAAUGUGGACGUAUCGAGCAUACUCUAGUUGGUGCUGAAACUGGCGCAAAAAUAGAGAGAGUCAACGAGUUAUUGAAAGUGUGUCCGCUUGAUUUCAUAGAAACUGAACCAGGCGAUGGUGUAUUCUUUCACUGCAAUCUACUGCAUAUGAGUGCUGUCAAUACUAGUGACAGGAGAAGACUAGCAUUCCUUGUAGCUUACAACAAAGCAUCAAAUAAUCCAGUUAAAGAACAUCACCAUCCGCAGUAUUCACCUCUGAAAAAGGUUUCUGAUGCUGAAUUGCAAAAUUGUGAUGUUCUAGAUGAUAUGAAUGGAAAAGGUUUCCUUGAUAUGGAAAACUCAAAGACUUUGAAAGAGCAAACCUCAUUUAAGAAACGCCAAUGAAAGGUGCGAAC
Molecule: messenger RNA, 855 nt
Organism: Saccostrea echinata
Lineage: Eukaryota; Metazoa; Mollusca; Bivalvia; Ostreida; Ostreidae
Product: L-proline trans-4-hydroxylase-like
Exons: 8
Coding region: 26-844 (272 amino acids)
Source: RefSeq, a predicted model, not a curated record